Molecule: messenger RNA, 651 nt
Organism: Naegleria fowleri
Lineage: Eukaryota; Heterolobosea; Eutetramitea; Acrasida; Naegleriidae
Exons: 3
Coding region: 1-651 (216 amino acids)
Biological process (GO): signal transduction; cell-cell adhesion; peptidoglycan catabolic process
Molecular function (GO): lysozyme activity
Source: RefSeq, a predicted model, not a curated record
AUGAAUGGUGUAUGGGCCAUUCGUGGAGUGGACAUGAGUUUACAACAAUGUCAAACAGCUAGUUUGGAAAAUUGGCGUUGUCUCAAGAGAAAUGGGUUUGAUUUUGCCAUCAUUGAAGUAUGGAAUGGAGGCUAUCAAUACAACAAUCGAAUUCUUCAAUGUGUCCAAGAUGCCCGUGCUGCAGGAUUUCAAUACGUCGAUGUCUAUGCUUUCAUGUGUCCAAAUUGUCGAAACAAUUAUCCUGCAUCAUCUGCCAUUGAAACCAUACUUUCCCGAUUACAUGAUUCCAAAGUCGAUUAUGGUCAAUUAUGGCUCGAUGUUGAACAAUGUGACGGAUGUUGGUUUGGAGAUUUAUCUGCCAAUGCAAAUUAUGUCACUAAUGCAUCUAUGACUGCUGAGAAGUAUUUUGCAAGAGAAGGAAUGAAUCGUCGAGUGGGAAUUUAUUCAUCUGUCUAUGAAUGGCAACAAACAGUUGGAGGAGAAAGUAAUUUAUCACAUUUGCAAUUGUGGUAUGCUCAUUAUGAUAAUGCAAGUAAUUUUAACGAUGCAUGGGCCUAUCAUUUUGGAGGAUGGACCUAUCCAGCCAUUAAGCAAUAUUGGGAUCAUGGUCCUGCUGAAUGUGGUGUGGAUGUGGAUGUGAAUUUCUACUAA